AUGGUCAAUAUUAACCGCCCGCCAGCCGAAGACUGCAGUUCCUCUCCCGUAGGAGAGGAUCAUAAGGACUUUCAAAUGUUUUUGUAAGUUUCCAAAUGACAAUGUCGUAGUGUGCACAUAGUGGCUCAUCCAUGAAGCAUGCUGAAACCUACUAAUUCUCAGGGACCGAAGGCGGUGAUCCGUUCUUGAGGAGUAAAUAAUACAUUUACAGUAUGACCUGUGUUAAAUCAUUCCAUCUUGUACGUCGGAGGGACACAACUGGGCUGGAACAACUAAAAAGACUAAGGAAAUCAGUGUACUGAAAAAAGAUGCCCCCUCCACCGCCCCUCCCCCGAACUCUGCUUAUGGCACAGACUUUCUAUUCAAAAGCCGUUUGUGCGAAAGAGUGAAAACGGCCAUUACGGUUUGGUUUUCUUAGCCAAUAAAUUUGAUCAUCAUGGUUGUAGAAUUCUUGGUAAAUUGAGUCACGCGUAUAAGCAAAAACAGAUUUCGGUGUAUAUAGGGUACUAGUGAUAUAAUAAGGUAAUAAUAGAAAACGUACAUACCUCAACAAUGGAUAUCCUAGACAAAGAAUUUCUUUGUUACUGUUCGAACAAAUCGAAUUUUCAGCUCAAGGUCAGAAUACAAAAACUAGUUAAUUACAAGAACGCGAUCGCGUUCGAAAGAGGGUUACAAAAGAGGGGAAGGGGAAUGUCAACAGGGGCCAAAUGUGGAAGCACUCGCGAGGAGGGCGUGAAGAAUUUAAGGCGUUGAACAGCUGGAUACAGUAAUGGUGUUGAUGCUUUCAAUAUUGUAGCUCCGUGCAGCAGCAGAUGAAGUCUGUGUGUUUGCUAUGACCGCUGGCACUCCUUGGCUAGCACGUGCGGAUGGCGAGAGAGGGUUAGGCGACCGGAGGUGUGAGCUCGGGCGCAUUGGCUGAAGAAGAUAAACGGCCAGCUCAUGCGUGCCACACGACGUGGUAUCCACUCCGGGUGUACCAGGCUAGGGCAGAGGAUGCUGCUCGGAUCUCACGUGGAUGGGAGCGCCAUGAAGAUCGUACUGAGAAGGAGCUAUUGCAGCCUAGCCAUUAGCUGUGCAGAAGGUCGCGUUCUCUUGUCAGUUAAGGCCUGAUUUACCGUGGGCAUGGAUUUCCCUGUGCCGGUUUCGGCCACGCGCCGCCUGAGUGUCCCAACCCGCCAAUCAACUGAUGGUGGGAUUGGACUCGGAGGCACGCCGUCUGCAGUUUACCAUAACUUCUGAUUGGCUUUGUUUCAUUGCGUGCUCUAACAGCACUCACCAACUGCAUUUAGUCGUCCAGGCGUAGACAUUUACUGGCCCGUUUGACUUACAGGAUAGUUCAGGGCUAGUAACCUGACUGGCUGACAGUGCUCGAUCUCUGCGAGGAAAGGAGCUUUUCUGUCACACCCCCUCCUCGAUGCUCACCGGAGUGCAUUUCGCACGUCACCUCUGGGGGGUCCCUUUGCGCGUACGCACGCAUGCAGGGUGCAUGCAAGCACUUUGUCCGGAAUUUAGGCCUCUGGCUGGCGACUUAAAUAGCCUCAGGCUACAACGCCCUCAACUCGCCCGAGCAGGCGCGUUAACCUUCUGUCCCCGGGUGGACAGUGUCCGCUAUGAUUGCCGAAAGAAUCCAGCCAAUCGUAACACUAGCCCGCGAGCGGGUGACCGGGCUAGCCCAGGGCGAGUAGAAUACUAUCAGGGCGGUUGACUACAUGGGUCUGACACGCGUCCGGACUUCGCGGGCCGCGCACACUUGACCGGACUUUCGACUAUGCUUGAUAUCAAACCUAUCCUCUCGUCUUUCCACCCUGACGUCUAACUCGGGAGAGGUUGGGCAAAGUUGCUCAGCUCCCUAGUCAUAUCCGACAAAAAACUGGAUCAGUGCGAAGGAAUGUACAGUAGGUGGGCUAACUCAUGAAAUGUCAACCGAAAUUCCAAAAUGCGUUUUCGCUUCGAAAAGAUUAAUUAAGUAGGGUUGUAAAAUUAGUCAGACUGUAGCAUAAUUCUAUAAUAUUUCGGUUACCUCAGGGUGCCGGCUUUCGAACGGACUUCUUUGUAGCUGCAUCUAAAAACUGCACUCUGUAAGAAAUGACUACUUAUGUACCGUGCAUUUUUCUCAUUAAUUAUCGAUGCCCCUAAACGUCCAAUUAUAUUUCAUGGAAAACAUGCAUAAAAAUAUUCAUUCUUUUGCUCAUUUGGUAGAUAAUUACGUCUUCUUCCAAUCAUAUACUUCAAGGAGGGAAAUAAUUCGGUUUUCGAAAAGUUUUCCAAUUCCCGAAUAAUUUUGAACCCGCUCUACCGUUACACUUGCAUUCUGGGUUUCCAAACCACAAGUCGUAUAUUUUCCGCGUACGGUAAACCACGCAUUUCUCUACGGUAAUAAAGGAGUACCAUAUAAGAUUCAUAAAAUUUGGCAGUGGAUUUGAUCCAUAUUGUUAACUUUACAAGCCAUUUUAAUGGACUAAUAAUAAUGGCGCGGGGGGGCUGGCUGGAAACGUCAAGUGAGGGUUCAACCCACGCAAGCGACGACGUCCAUUAAAUGCUCCACGAAGUAGGCGCAGCACCCGUGACAGGCGUGCAAAGUUGUUUGUAGUUGGACGGACUUGUGCACCAUCUACUGCACUCUCUCCUCUCUCAUCGAACGUGCUCCGAUAGCGGAACAAAGUUAAGAAAGACGGAGAUGGGAGAGGGUGCGGUGACUGACAAAAAGCCCUAGCCCGUCUACGCGUGCCAAACACACAGUCUUAUCCCCACUCCGGCUGCACUGAGACACGGUAGGGCUGACAAACAUGCACGUAUACACCAACGGCUGCCGUUGGUGGCCCUGUGCCGUUGGUGCUCCCAUCGCCUCUGGCCACUCACUGAGCAGAGAAAACUCUGGCUGAUUUUCGGCCAAUCACUGAUACCCAAACUGGCCAAUCCGCUUCAAGGCCUAGCAACAGUAAUCCGUGCUUCCUCCGACAAACGUCAUGAAAACCAACACUUGCUAGGGAAGGGAGGGUAGUCGCAUACGCAUGGAAUCGAAUAAGGGGAGGCAGACUCACAGUAUCCCCUCUUUUUCCUUUCCCAUGAAGUUCAAAUAGGCAAACUGGGUCGCGAUGGCUAAAGGUAAACUUGGAAUCAAGAGCCAACCAGACAGCAACUCCACCCCGUGCGUGUCGCACACAUGCAGCUCCCUCAACGGACACCCACCGAACUUUACCCGAACACUUUCCCAUUAACGGAAUGAUGACCUCGUUUUCAGUCGGACACAGCAUCAGCAAACACUCGGUGGGCGGGGAGGUGGAGGCACAGACCGAAAUACUCCACAUGCCUUUUUUGCAGAAAAUGAUAAUCUUUAGCCCACAGCUAGCGGUUUGUGGUUUCUGCGUUAACUAAUAGUGCUGCUGCUGCUGCUGCUGCUGCUGCUGCUGCUGCUGCUGCUGCUGCUGCUGCUGCUGCUGCUGCUGCUGCUGCUGCUGCUGCUGCUGCUGCUGCUGCUGCUGCUGCUGCUGCUGCUGCUGCUGCUGCUGCUGCUGCUGCUGCUGCUGCUGCUGCUGCUUCUACUACUGUGUUCCUAGAAUUGAAAAAGGUACAUGGGAAGAGACUGUCCAUCAACACGGCUGUCAUUUAUCCCUGUCUAUCCCCCAGUUUUGCAUUUUUGCCCCAAUUCAAAACUUGCUGUGCUGAUUUGUACUUUAGGUCACUAGACAUACCAAGCAUGUGCGAGACUUGUACACGCUUAGUGACCAAGUUUAAGAAACAGAUGGAGACGAAUGCUGGAGUUCCAGGCGUACGUAUUGGUAGAAAAGGUAUAAACUGAUUGAGUAAAGGAACUAUUUGUAUCCUUUCCAGGUAUUUGCAUUCGCACAGGGGUCCAUCGCCAGAGAUGACUGCAGAAACAAAACAAGUCACAAUUAUAAGGGGUAUUAGUCAAUCAUCGGUCAGUGAUGCAGGUCUGGAGGUAAUUAUACAGGGCUCUGUAUGCCGAUACCCGAUCGACAAAUCGAGUAAGUGAGUUCUCAUUGAGGUCUAGGAUUCAGACGAUUCCCGGCCCGUCUUACUUCCGGCAUGGAAGAUUAUCCUGUUGGCUGCUAAGUUGGACUCUUGAUGUUCCGGAAGAUGUGGACAGCUACCUGUGAAAAUUCAAACUUGAGUCAUUGACCACCGAUUGUUUAAUGCCCCCUAUAAUUGUCUCCUAUUCUGGUAGAGGUUAGAGGCUAGGUUUGGGGGUAAGUGUUAGGGGUUGGGACUAGGGGUUAGGCUGGGGUUUGUCUACUGGUGGUACGGUUACAAAAUAAGAUCUGAACUGUGAUUCAAUUGUUUUUCCCAAGAUGACCUGUUAAAUUUCAAAACUGUGGUAGACUUUAUGAGCAUCCUGUGAUACCAACGAUAACGGUAUUAUAUAAAUGCAUAUAGACUUUAUUUUAGGCGUCUGUGCGCGACCUGAUACUACCCAUCAGACAACGGCGAAUAGGCAAACAGGAAAAGGCGAGGAAUCAGAGCAUGGACCAGAAGCCAGGGAAGACCCGUACUCCUAAUUACAACUCAAAAGACCGACACAUCGCGUUCCUGCUCGUGUAGCAAGCCUCUCAGGACGGAGAAUGAGGAUGUAGUGGCAUUCAUGGUAAUUCCACUCAGCUCGGAUUCGUGCGAUCCCCGUUUUCUUGUAUGACACUCUGGUCCUUUGUGUGUGGACCAAGCGGUGUGAUGGCACACCUGGGUGCGGAUUCACGCCGUGACAGCCAGAUCUGACCUCCAAUCUUCUUGACUAUGCCUUGACACCGGAUUCAAGUGGGUGGGAAGUGAUAGUGCGGCAUAUGCUGUGCAAGUCCGACAUCACUGAAGACUAAUUCAUGUACAAUUUACCGCCUCUGUGUCAACCACGCCCUGGGUCACACGCCUGACAUCGUUGGAAUGGGUGGUCGAACUGUCGUCGUCGGCUAGAUCGGAAGGAGGUUGCUGUCUCUGCCGGUCUAUCUGGUGCCGGAGGACCAGAGGAUCACGUGACCCGCGUAAUAGUCGGUAGUUGUGAGAGUUUUUUCCACGGGUGGAAACGUCUGGAGUCGUUUAUCGGAUCUGUUGCAGUUGCGAACAAAGCAAUUACGUCAAAGAAACCGGAAGACAGCUCCGAACGCGAAUGAUCGAACACGCUGCAGCGGGGCGGAGGAAUGACGCCAGCUCUCAAGUUGCGGCUCAUUCGACGACAUUCGGCCACACUCAAAUUCGACGAGGCCGAAAUUCUCGCAAGAGAUGACGACCGCGUGAGCCGGGAGCGACUUGAAUCAUGGUUUACUGGCCCCAGUCCAUUAACAAGUGCAAUGAACUUUCCCUUCCAUACUCCGUGCUGAGACUCUGUCUAGGCGGAGUAAUUAGCCACGCUGGAACUGCACAGGCGAACACUGGUCCCAACGCAUGGGUUGGUGGGUCCGAUGGUCGAGCCAUCAUCACACCAACAUCCAACGCACAUGAUGAAAUUGCAGCAAGUAACGACGCGAAUGUCGAUCAUCAAACAAUUAGCACACCAAGUGCGACGAUCCCGAAUGAAGGGGGGAGCCGGGAAUGUUCAUAGGCAUGCGGUAGCAUGGCGACUGCAUCCUAUAAAUACUGCAGCUCCUUGUGCAUGAAGCAUCCGUAUCUGCUUUUUUCCCUAAUGAUGGAUUCGAGCGGGAAUGCGAAACGUCAGGCUAAUAAAACCCUUGUCCCAGCGAUCGUGUCCCCUUCUUCAAGUUUGGAGAGUGAACACUUAUUCGAUCCCUCAUGGGUGUCUUGGUCCUGCAGAUCGUCCCCCAGUCUGCGGGACUGGGAUCUUUUCCCCGCACUGAUAGGGCGACGUCGACCACUCGCACACACUCCGAAUGAUCCUCACGUUUCGCCGUUGUAAUUAUUUCAUUCAUAUAUUAAGUACGAUCCCUGAGCAAGCCAACAAAUGAUCGAGAAUAGGAAACUUGGUGAGGACUUGUACAUGAGUCCUUGUCACAUCCUUGUCUGAAUGUCACGUUCUGCUAAAAACUAGACGUCGCUUUGUCAGAUCAUAUAGUUCCGAAAUUUCUGCCUUUAGAUCCGGAUGCCAACUGAGAGAUCUGUUUGACGCCUAACCCAGGGAAUUUGUACUUUUAUGAUAAUUUUACGAGUGUAACUCUGUGAAUAGUGCCCGUUUAUCGGUAAUUUCUUCUGCUCCGGCGCCAUGGUGUUUGAAUUUAACGCCACGCUUCAGCAGUUGUGGCUUUGAAUUUUGCCAUCAAAGAAGCACAGCUGUUGUUCCUUUCUUCCAUGUAGCAGGUCUGUGUUGAGCAGUUACGAGGCAUCUGCAGUAUGUUCCACCUGACGAUAACAAACGCGUAAUUGUUGACGUAACAGCCCCAAAAGACCGGCUCAUCCUGGUAUCACCUCUGACAAUUAACCCUCGUAGGAGUUCGGAAGUUCAAGCAACAAUCCGAUGAUUACGGUGCGAAUUUUCAACAUGUCCUUUUCGCGCCUUCUUGUUUGUUGCCGACAGCCAUCAUGGCCCUGUCUGGCGCCCUUGCUCAAGGCCACGUUGCGUCAAGGUCAUUCCUCUUCGCAGUGAGCGGUUCCAGACGCGCUGACCUGCAGCCAUUCGACAGAAUUCAACUCGGACGCACAUGCGUCCACGGGGUCGAAGCAGCCCAUGCGGCCACUUGAACACACCAUCCCUCUACGUCCCUGCGAACACAAUAUUAGCCACUUUACACCGCCCCUCGACGUACGCCAAGUGGACACCACUUCAGAUCGUCCCAAAAAACAUACAAAAGCAGUCGCCACCACUGUCUCACUAGUUUUCAGGGACGACUAGACGCAGUUGACGCCAGCCCUGGCCUUGGCAGCAGCCAAUACCGCCUCGGAAGACAAGUCGGGGUUCUGUAUGCAAUAAACCCCUCAUUCUGGUGACUUCUGUCUUUCCCUGCAACUCGGAAUAUGACCUGAUGAUUGUAGCUCAUGCCGCUGAGACAAUAGAUGUCCUUAGAUCAGUAAAAAUCAUCACUGAGCAAGUUCACAGGGGGGGUGUACUUUAACGACGGGUUUAGGUGACUCGCUCUUUUUAAGAAUGCAUUUACAUGCAUAAUAUAAUAAAAUGAGGUUGAUAAUCACAUCAGCAUACCUUGACAUUAAAUGUGGGGGUAGUAAACAUGGUCACUGGUCUGGUUGGAAGAAGUGGACUAGAUCUAGGCAGAAUGGUAUUGCCGACAAAGACAAGGGAGGCUGGAAUGGCCAUUUCUGGCUUCUUAGCCGUCGUCAGCCAGUCAUACCCAACCCCGAGGUGUGGACCACCUGGGGCUCGAACUCGCGACCUGUUAGUUAGAAGUUCAACGCCCCUAACCACUGAGUCACAGGCUCGUUGUCCUGUCACUUCCGAUCGCGAAUAUACAAUGGCAGAGGUGCGCUCACCGAUCGUCUUUGCGGAACUCAAACGUCUCAUUGCGGUCUCCCUUGUCUUUUUCGGUAACAACAUCAUGCGCCGCUGUGAAGCUACUGGUCGGGCUCGCAAGAGAGCCCUUAAAGCACAUCGGGACGAGUGGGAUCCGUAA
Molecule: messenger RNA, 7523 nt
Organism: Spirometra erinaceieuropaei
Lineage: Eukaryota; Metazoa; Platyhelminthes; Cestoda; Diphyllobothriidea; Diphyllobothriidae
Source: the annotation of a GenBank genome assembly